UGGAGCUGUUCUCCGGGUGGCUGCAGCUCCCCCAUGGCGCUGUACCUGCUGGCCCAGCGUGCCCAUGCCCGCCGGCGGAGGCGGGUGCCCCAGGAGCGGGUGUUCAAGCCCCGGAUCCAGUUCCUGAACAUGCCAGAGGAGCAGGUGAUGCGGCGCUACCAGCUCAACCCUGAGAUGAUCCGAGACCUGUGCCACGCACUGGAGUGUGACCUACAGCCCUCGACCGGCCGCAGCCAUGCUCUCCCUGUUUAUGUCAAGGUGACGGCUGCCCUUAACUUCUACACCUCGGGCACCUUUCAGACGCCGGCGGGCGACGCGGCUGGCAUCAGCCAGGCCAGCAUGUCCCGCUGCGUCUCCCAAGUCACGACUGCCCUGACCCGCCGUGCCAACGCCUACAUCCGCUUCCCCUUCCAGCCUCGGCAACAGGCCCGCACCAAAGAGGAGUUCCUGCGCAUUGCUGGCUUCCCCAACGUGCUGGGCACGCUGGGCUGCACCCACGUGGCCCUCAAGCCGCCCUCGGAUCACGAGAACCUCUAUCGCAACCCACUGCGCUUCCACUCCAUGAACAUGCAGCUGGUGUGCGAUGCCCACGGCAUGAUAACCCAUGUGGUGGCCGAGUUCCCCGGCUCUGUGCCGGAUGCCCACAUUCUCAGCUGUUCCAGCCUCAGGGGCAUCUUUGAGGGGCACCAGAACCUGGAUGGCUGGCUGCUGGCGGAUGGCACCUACCCCCUGAAGCCCUGGCUGCUGACACCUGUGGAGGCAGCAGAGACAGCAGCUGAGCAGCGAUACAAUGCAGCGCACAUGGCCACGCAGGCUGUGGUGGGACGUACAGUGGGGGCACUAAAAGGCCGGUUCCGGUGCCUGGACCAGGCAGGGGGGGUGCUCCAGUACAGCCCCCUCAAGGUCUGCCACAUCUUUGUGGCUUGCUGUGUCCUGCACAACAUGGCUGUGGGGCGGGGCAUUGCCAUGCCUGAAGGGGUGGAGCCGGGUGCCAGGCUACCUGACCAGGCUUCUCCCCACCCUGAGCCCCUCUCCCAGGAGGCCCAGUGCCUGCGGCAAGAGCUCAUCACCAGCUACUUCAGCUGAGGGGCACCCUGGGCCCCUGACCUACAUGCGUGUGGGGGGAGAUGCAGGGAUUGGAAGCCAG
Messenger RNA from Terrapene triunguis (Three-toed box turtle), 1147 nucleotides. RefSeq names its product putative nuclease HARBI1. The record is from RefSeq and is a predicted model, not a curated record. NCBI's taxonomy places the organism in Eukaryota, Metazoa, Chordata, Testudines, Emydidae. Bases 34 to 1086 code for a protein of 350 amino acids. The transcript has 2 exons.